This is a messenger RNA of Manihot esculenta (cassava), 936 nucleotides long. RefSeq names its product NDR1/HIN1-like protein 26. The transcript has 2 exons. Lineage: Eukaryota; Viridiplantae; Streptophyta; Magnoliopsida; Malpighiales; Euphorbiaceae. The record is from RefSeq and is a predicted model, not a curated record. The coding region runs from base 1 to 936 and encodes 311 amino acids. Gene Ontology annotation, biological process: defense response to other organism.
AUGGAGCCGAUACUUUUAGUCGGGUACCGAGUACGAAGGGGUCGAGUAAACGCUACUAUAUAUAAGCAGUCUCCCCCGCGGCUCAUCACUCUUAUUCCUAUCGUCACAUAUAUCUUUAUGGCUUCUUCCGGCGAACCUGAACAGAAUAAGAUGGUCACCGGCUAUCCUGCCUUCACCAGCCAUGUUGCCACCGGCUACCCAGCCGCCGCCACUACCACCACCAGUAAUGCCUAUGCAUUCCGCACGCGAGUACCAAUCUCCUCCGUCUACGGCCCUUUGGAACCCACCUCGUAUAGCCAUCCCGUUACGUCCACCCUUCGCCACCGUGUUUUCUUUUUCUUCAUCAUCACCCUCUUAAUUAUGGCCUUUCUCUUCCUCACUACCUACCUCGUCUUCAAACCUCGGCUCCCUGUGUUCCGUGUCGACUCGGCCACCGUUUCGCAGCUCAAUUUAACUCAAUCUGAGAUAACGGCCACUUGGCUCUUUACUCUCUUCGUGAACAACCUCAACCAAAAGGUAGGUAUUCACUACGACCGUCUCCAGGCAUCCGUUUUCUACGGGGACGAGUUGGGAAUCGCCAUGAAUCAGUUGGCCCCUUUUUUUCAAAACGGGAACAAUGCGACAACGAUUAAAUUCCAACUCAAUGUGGUACGCGAGUACGUGGGUGAGGAUGUAGUGCAGGAGAUUUCGAAUGAGAUGAAUCGGGGCUCGGUGGAUUUUGUGCUUAGAAUUUUUGCUUGGGUCCGGUUUAGGUCCGGUUUCUGGAGAAUGAGAGAGCAUAUGUUGCGGGUCGAUUGCAAUCCGGUUCGAAUUGGGUUUUUGGGGAUUAAUGGGACCGGGAAUUUCAUGGGCCAAUCGAAGAAUUGCGAGGAGAAUUCUUGCCAUUUUCCUUGCGCACGUAGUAAUGGAAAUGCAUUGGUAGCUUUCUACAGCUAA